This is a messenger RNA of Hydractinia symbiolongicarpus, 2099 nucleotides long. Its product is annotated as transmembrane protein 26-like. The coding region runs from base 113 to 1291 and encodes 392 amino acids. The transcript is spliced from 3 exons. The record is from RefSeq and is a predicted model, not a curated record. NCBI's taxonomy places the organism in Eukaryota, Metazoa, Cnidaria, Hydrozoa, Anthoathecata, Hydractiniidae.
ACAAAAAAUAAUUCUUUUUUUUUUUUAUUAUACCGUAUUCAUCCUGCACAACUUUGCAAUUUCGUUACUCACGAUGGAAAACGAGGAACAUUUGUGACUGUAAUAUUUCAAGAUGAAAGUGGGACAGUUAUUAAAAUCUUUAUUUUCGCGAUUAAUUUUUUUCAUCCACGGAAUGAUUUCUGUUUACCUUUUGUACAGCAACACUAGGAAGGUUGAAUACUGGGCAAUUGCGACACCCCUGGUAUUUUUACUUGUUGAAAUAGCAUACACAAUUGGAUACCGUAGAGGAAUGGAAUAUCGUUAUUUUUGGCCUAGUGGUUUCUUAUAUAUCAUGACCAUGAUACCGAUUAUUUGGUUUAUGGAGUUUGACCUUCUUGAAGAAAGAAUUAACGAAGAAAAAGGGGAGGAUAAGCCAACUGCUUACUUGAACGCUUUCAAGUUAGAUAACGAGGAAAUUGGAAAAAAAAUUUGCGAGUUAGGUUUGAUAAUUGUUUUGAUUACAGGACGUUGGCUAAUGCCAAGAGGAAAUAUAACACGUGAUCAGUUGUCUGCUUUGUUGCUAGGGUACGUCGGAAAUGCCGCCGAUAUAAUAGAGUUGUUUGAGACGUUCGAAGAGCCUGGUAUAAUAUAUGAACGGUCUGUCACUUCGGCCGUCAUUGCAGUGUACACGUGGUCAAUUUUCCAGUUUACAUUAGUUACCACGGCAACUAUUAAGGACAAGAAAAUGCUAGAAGAUGAUCUGGAGAAAAAAUUAUCACCUAAGAAGAAUAGGAUUGCUCCUAGCCAAAAGUUGUAUGGCCGUGAAGAAAAGAAAGAGAUUGACAUCAAAACAAAAUAUAUCGAAGAAAUACGAACAAGAAAAUCAUCCAAUGAGAUAAAAGGAGGUCGUGGAAGAGGCCGAAAGGGAUACUCUAAUAUGAAGGAAUCGAAAAUUAUUAAUGCAAGUUCAUCCCAACAGUUGGAUGAGAAGGUACGACGUCGAGCGUUGCAUGGAGAGGUCUUUCAAAUUUUAGUGACUCUACUUAUGCAAGAUGGCCCGUUUCUUAUUCUGCGUCUUUACUUGAUCAUACAAUACAACGUCACUAGUGAAAUGCACAUAUUUUUUACUUGUAAGAACGCGAUUGUGUCUAUUUUGCUCGUUUAUCGGUUAUGUAUUUUAACCUGUCGCGGGGAAGAUGUUGAAACGAAUUGGUACAAAGAAGAGGCAGCCGCAAAGCUUCAUAACGUCCAACUUGCCAUCAUGGCUGUUCACAUGGAGGAAGAGCAGGUCAACAAAAUUCGUGUGCAGUAACACUUAAUGGGUAUUGAUGAAAAAGUCUAGCAAAAGGAACAGCUCUUGUCCUGUUUGAUAAAUAAACAUUAAACCAAAACUUGGUAUGAUAAGUGUAGGCAUGCAACGCAAAAUUAAAUCGUAAUCGUUUCGUUAACCUUGCCUCAAGGGCGGUUUUUAUAUUGACACGGAACCUGAGGAAAUCCUAGUUUCGUCUCAAUAUAAAAACUUAAGUAACACUGGGUGAGGAACAGCUCUUGUCCUGUUUGAUAAAUAAACAUUAAACCAAAACUUGGUAUGAUAAGUGUAGGCAUGCAACGCAAAAUUAAAUCGUAAUCGUUUCGUUAACCUUGCCUCAAGGGCGGUUUUUAUAUUGACACGGAACCUGAGGAAAUCCUAGUUUCGUCUCAAUAUAAAAACUUAAGUAACACUGGGUGAGAAUUUGUGCUCUAACGUCAUUUUCGUCCUCACGGCUUUUCCUACAGCUAAAUCAAACUAACAAAGUGUUCUGUACAGCACGCUUCCAGCACCUUUUAGGCGUGUAAACCGUAGAAAUAAAGUUGGCUCUAGCGUUUUUUCCUCGCAAUUUCGUUCCCAAGGUUUCUUAUCUCUUUUUGGAUAUGUGGGAUACCGCUAACACGUAUCAAGAGCGAAAAAGAAGCCCUGUUGUGAGGAUGUUUUCUUUCCUAUUGCAAGUAUCAAAAUACAAAAACAACACUAAUUUAAAAAGUGCUACGUUAGAUUGUGUAUAACAUCGAAAUGUAUAUAUAUACAUUGUAUUGUAAAGUUAUCGCUUGUUACACAUUGCUAAGAGGCAUCAAUAGACUUA